Messenger RNA from Metopolophium dirhodum (rose-grain aphid), 1971 nucleotides. RefSeq lists its product as uncharacterized. The transcript is spliced from 4 exons. Bases 1195 to 1731 code for a protein of 178 amino acids. The record is from RefSeq and is a predicted model, not a curated record. Lineage: Eukaryota; Metazoa; Arthropoda; Insecta; Hemiptera; Aphididae.
AAGUUUAUUGAACGACCGAAAAAUGUUGUAUCGCCAAUAUUCAAAAAAGGUGGACAAGUGAGUACCGCUCUGCUGUACAGUCGUUGUAUUUAUUUGAAGUCGUAUUUUUUUAUUUGAAUUCAAUGAUAAAUCAUUGUAUACAAAAAACAAUUUUGAGCGGAGACGUUGUAUCACCUUAGCAUAAUUAAUGUAUAAAUAAUCAAAUUGGACCUUUUCCGUUUAUUCACCACCGCUGUUUUUUUUUUUUUUUUUGUAAUCGUCGUAUAUACUCUUAAUACGUAUUAUACGUGUUAUACGUAUACCACUAUUUAAAUUGAAUAUUCGUUAUUAAGAGUGGAUUUACGGCAGUUACCCUGUGACCAACUUGAGGUGGUGUUACAUAGCAAGUCAAGGGAUAUCUUCGAUUUUUGUCCGAGCACAGCUCCGCAAGCGAGUGGCAAUGCGGGCAUCACUGACGUGGUAUACGUAUAACUAUAGUGUAUUAACAGAAAAACAAAAAAAAAAGUGGUGGAAGUGAAUAAACGGAAGAGGUCCGACAAAUUUAAUAGUAAAAUAAAAAUAUUAAUAAAAAUCGAAAAUAUCUCAUGGCUAUAAAUAACGUGACUUUCUGAUGAACAUUUUCUGUUUGGUGAAGGUAAAAACAUUUAUUGGGAACCUUCUAUUAAAAUGUCUAAUUUUAGCUCUGAAAAAAAAAAAUAUUAUGAAUUUACAACAUUUAAAAAACUCCUCAUGGCUAUAAAUAACUUAAAAAGAGUCAAAAUUGUUUAAAAUUUUUACAAUUUAUGAAAAUUGUGAUGAAAAUCCAAUAUAGUAAACAUUUUCGACAUUCUAAUAAAUAUAUAUAAAAAAAUGAUCGAGCCUUUAAUAUUUUUUAACUUUCAUUAAUGAAAUUUUGGAGGAACCUAGGAUGACAUUUUCAAGCUUUUUAUAAGUAAAAGUUUUUAUCGAGAAUAAUUUGAAAAAACUCUAAAAAUUCUAAACAUUUCUUAAGGUUUAACUAGCUUCGAUUCAUCCAGCUUAUGAAAAACCGAGCUCAUCAUUCUGGUAUUAAAAUGUAUCCAUAUGAAGCUUUAUUUGGCUGCAAAAUUAAAAUUGGUCUAAACACUUCAAAUUUACCACACAAUGUAAUAAGUACAAUAGAAAAUGAAGAACAGUUAGCUGAAUCAAUUACAGAACAGUCACAAAAUAUCGAAAAUGAAGUAUCAGCUGACACAAAACAUCACAGAACAACCACAAAACAUCAAAAAUGAAACAUCAGACACAGAACAACAAUUAGCUACAACUAUCAAAUUAAAUAACCAAAACGCCAAUGUCAUGCGAACUAGAGCCAAUGAAAAUCUGGAAAAUCAAGCAAAAAAAAUGAUGGCGUGGUCGGAUAAGAAGCUAUUACCGGUGGCAAUUCAUUCAACUGUACGUGUUCCUGUUCCUGAGGUAGAUAAAGGACGUUUAGAUGCACAAAAAAUACUGGAAAUUGUUUUAGAGGUGACAAGUUUUUAUCGAUUAGGAACUCGGGAUGGAGUUCUGAAGCAGUUAUAUGCCAGAAGUCAGUUUACAGUAUGUCAGAAAAAGCUACUACAAAUUGACAAGAUUCCAAUAGACACAGAAGUGGCAUUACGAACAGUCGCAAAGGAACAGUCCACAGGAACUGGCCAAGGAUUUUUAAAAUGCAGCAAAGUCUCUGAGAACCUAGGCAUAUGCAGCAUGGUUAAAACAGGCAAUAUUAAAUAUUGAAACACGCUGGAACAGUACAUAUAACAUGCUAAAUAGACUUUAAGAACUAAGAACAUUCUGUAGUGUUAAUGCCAAAAAGUUAUAAAAUGAUCAUGAUUGGGAUUCAAUACAUAAUUUGGUUAAAGAUUUGAAGCCAGCUAAAAUAGCUACAAUUCAAAUGAAAAAAUGAUUUAAAUCCUGGUGACUGCUUUGGUAUUUGGCUUAACACACAAAUGAAAUUAAAAAAAAUUAAAUACCCAU